Pararge aegeria (speckled wood butterfly) is the source of this 2910-nucleotide messenger RNA. It is a transcript of the gene FMRFaR, whose product is annotated as FMRFamide receptor. The transcript is spliced from 3 exons. The record is from RefSeq and is a predicted model, not a curated record. Gene Ontology annotation, cellular component: membrane. The coding region runs from base 435 to 1676 and encodes 413 amino acids. Gene Ontology annotation, molecular function: G protein-coupled receptor activity. Gene Ontology annotation, biological process: G protein-coupled receptor signaling pathway. Lineage: Eukaryota; Metazoa; Arthropoda; Insecta; Lepidoptera; Nymphalidae.
AGCGCCGCCAGUUACGUGCGGAGAGAGCGUGCGAGCCGACGCCGCUGCCCGACACCGCGUCACCGAGCCGCGCGCCCACGAGCUGGCGCGGGAAAACUUUCACGAGAAAACUAAAACUGUAUUACAGCUUACACGCCGAAACAGUAUCUGUUAUCUAUUACUGUUUCUAUUACAAUUACAAGUUACCAUAUAAUCAAUCUGACACUUAUUACAGUUUAUGACAUAGUGUUGUUAUUUAGUGCGGCGUUCUGACGACGUAUUUCGGCAGUUAUGAUAACAAUGUGUAGUUACGACUGUGAAUUGAUAAUUAAUUAUUGAAGAGUAUUUGUUUUGUCACCGCGUCGUUUUGAUUGAUGAAUACAUAGCUGCCCGUUCCCGCAGCGACCAACACCACUUGAAAUGCGCGCGUGCGGCUAGCAUGCGGGCGCGGCGCCAUGAACGCGUCGGCGCUACAGUGCGCCAGCGACGCGGACGUGCCGGAAGCCGACAAGCUGUUCCGCUUCGUAGUGCACGGCGUGCUGCUCAACGGCAUAGGCGCCGCAGGGCUGCUGGGAAACGCGCUGGCCGUGCUUGUGCUGUCACGGCCGCAGAUGCGCUCGUCCAUCAACUGCCUGCUGGUGGGGCUGGCGGCGUGCGACACGGCGCUCAUCCUCACGUCCGUACUUCUGUUCGGCCUGUCCGCGCUGUUCCCGUACGCGGGCGCCCUGCGCUACUACUACCACCACGUGUGCCCGCGCCUUACGCCCGUGGCCUACCCGCUGGCCAACGUGGCGCAGACCAUGUCGGUGUACCUCACGCUCAUCGUGACGCUGGAGCGCUGGGUGGCUGUGUGCCACCCCUUCCGUGCCAAGGCGCUGUGCACGUCGGCGCGCGCGCGUUGGUACGUGCUGGGAACGGCCGCCUUCGCCUUCGCCUACAACGCGCCCAAGUUCUUCGAGGCCGAGGUGGUGGCCAUUGGCGACCCGGCCGGCGAGGUCAUAUACUGCGUGCGCGCCAACGUACGCUUCCGCACCGACACAUACGUGGCCGUAUACAUCCACUGGAUGUACUUAGUGGUCAUGUACAUCGUGCCCUUCGGCGCGCUCGCGGCGCUCAACGCGGCCAUCGUGCGCCAGGUGCGGCGCGCACAGGCCGAGCGCGCGCGCCUGUCACGCGUACAACGGCGCGAGCUUGGCCUAGCCACCAUGCUGCUGGUGGUGGUGCUGGUGUUCUUCCUGUGCAACCUGCUGCCGCUCGUCACCAACGCCUUCGAGGUGUUCCUGGGCGACCAGUUCGAAAACCUGGACCCGCUGGUCAAGACCAGCAACCUGCUGGUGACCAUCAACAGCAGCGUCAACUUCGUCAUCUACGUCAUAUUCGGCGAGAAGUUCAAGCGCGUGUUCCUGAAGAUGUUCUGCGCCGGGCGCGUGCGGCCGCGCGGCGCGCGCGACUCGCCUGAAAACACGCGCGACGACUCUUUCGCAUCGUGCGGAGAGCGCAUGUCGCUGCGCCUGGCGCGCAACGGCACGCUGCGGCGUUCGGAGGCGCGCCAGGCGCGACUGUCGCGGCCGCGCCGCGCCGCGUCGCCCGCGCCCACCGUGUACUACCCCGCUCCCGCGCCCUCCACGGACGUGUCGCUGGCGUCGUCGGACGCGCCCGCGGUGCGCUGGAACGGCAACUCGAGGCUGCACUUCUGACGCAGGGACUCGUCGGCGUAGACGCGUCGUUCUCUUUGCUAACAUGUCUCGAGGGAGCCGCUUCCCCCGCGAAUGGACUAUUAGUGCUUUAAGUGCUAGGAAAUACCCGACUGUGAAAUAAGUAGAAGUGAAAGAAUUAAUGUGAAAACUAAAAGACAUUAGCCUUUCCCUAGAUAACGUAAACGCGUACCUCAUGUAAAUGUUUCCAUUUAUUAUAAAAAUAUUUCCGAACUUCAAGUUCAAAUGAGCCACUUAACUCGGGUUUUGCGCGGACAAAUCGCCCGUUAAAGGAAUCAAUCACUGAGCAGUGAUAACAAAUUCGUUCGUGUACAUUUAUUCUGAUGUCUAACCCUUGGUCUAUAUACCUGACAAAAUAUCUUUAAAUCCUUUCUACUACAUUUGAAAUCCUACUACUGUAACUAGGGAGGUGUGUAGCCAAGUUCCCGGUGAUACCACGUUACUUGUUUCUCAAUAUGUGUAAUUGUAUUAUGUAUAUAAAUGUUGGUUAUAUUGUAAAUAGUCGAUUAUGACUGUGACCGCGGACCACAACCUGGCCGGGUGCGACAAGACAGUCGUCGCCAAGACGCGACGAUCUCGCUAUGACGCCGACAUAACCGGCAAAUCGAGAGUGCUGUAAAGGGUUGAUAGAUAACAGGAAGGAUGAAAUGAAAUGUGUUAGUGACCAUUUCUCGCAACAUUAUACCAUGAAAUGAGUAGUAUUCCUUUGUACGUACAACUUCCAUGCUGUCUCACUUCUCCUGCCAUCCCAGCUCGAUCUAAGACUAGCAGGACACCCAGCUAAUCAAUAUGUGCAAUCCUAAAUUUAAAAAAAAUACGUUGAAGUUUGUUUUGCGCAAAGAAUAGAUUGAUACACACAAUGUGUGAAAAAUAUCACUAAUGUAUGAAAUGUAAACAGCUUCUUAAUAAAAAAUUGAAAAGAGUGUUCACUGAAUUUAUGAUAAAAAUUAUAUUAAUUGUUUACAUUAAACACUGUUCUGAAAUUAAAUUAAAAUACGUAUUAAAUUUUCUGACGGCUUGCUUCGAUUUUCUCGAAUAUGGCUUUGCACUGUUCAUCCGCUUUGUCGGGCGUCGCGACAGGCUUGUGGCCCGCGGUGAUGGCGAUUGUGAAAAUGGCCGUGCUCGGGACGCGAGAUGUAUCUGUGAGCGACAUUCAUGUAUAACAUGAUGUAAACUGAAUAAAUAAACCAUUUCAAUGUGUCACGUCGUCCACUAA